This is a messenger RNA of Spizellomyces punctatus DAOM BR117, 1197 nucleotides long. RefSeq lists its product as uncharacterized. NCBI's taxonomy places the organism in Eukaryota, Fungi, Chytridiomycota, Chytridiomycetes, Spizellomycetales, Spizellomycetaceae. Gene Ontology annotation, cellular component: mitochondrial envelope. The transcript has 7 exons. Gene Ontology annotation, molecular function: O-acyl-L-carnitine transmembrane transporter activity. Gene Ontology annotation, biological process: mitochondrial transport; carnitine transmembrane transport. Bases 163 to 1041 code for a protein of 292 amino acids. The record is from RefSeq and is a predicted model, not a curated record.
GAUUCGGGCAUUUAACCCUGAUUACCCACCCUGAUGGCUUAGCACGGAGAUUUUCAACGAUCUGGUCGCUUCCUCGCUUUUGUCCACCUCGACUCGACGGGCCGCACCGACAAGGGUUUUCUUGCAGUUCUCUUCCAUUGUUGUGCAAACGAUCAUAAUAAGAUGGCCGACGACGCUCCAAAGAUGGAUCAGAUAAAAUCUCUGCUGGGAGGUGCCGCUGCCGGCGUUUCGACAGUUUUGGCCGGUCAUCCAUUUGAUACCCUCAAAGUUCGCCUGCAAACCAGCAAUCAGUACAAAGGAUUGGCGGACUGCUUCAAACAAACUGUAGCCAAGGAAGGGUUCCUUGGCCUCUACAAGGGCAUGGCGUCUCCCCUUGUUGGUGUUACCCCAAUGUUCGCUCUCAGUUUCUGGUCCUACGACCUUGGCUGUCAACUUGUGCGUAACGUUACCCCGAACCGUAAAAAUACGGAUCUGUCGUUGACCGAGUAUGCCAUUGCCGGAGGUUUCUCGGCUAUCCCGACCACAAUUGUGACAACUCCCAUGGAACGAGUCAAAGUCAUACUGCAGACUCAGGAUCAAGCUGCUGGGGGAAAGAAGUACAAGGGAAUGUUGGACGCAGGUGCCGAUAUGUGGCGUGAAGGAGGUAUCCGCUCUUUAUACCGUGGCACAAUCGCGACGUUGGCUCGCGAUGUACCAGGAUCUGCUGCAUACUUCUGGGCCUAUGAAGCUGUUUAUCGUGCACUAAAGCCAAAGGGACAAGAGGGGCUUUCAGUGGGAUCCGUUCUUUUCGCGGGUGGAAUGGCUGGGGUUGCGAUGUGGUCCAUUGCUAUUCCUCCUGACGUUAUUAAAUCCCGCAUUCAGGCAGCACCUGCAGGAACUUACAAAGGCUUCGUUGACUGUGGUGUCAAAAUCAUCGCAUCUGAAGGACCCACAGCACUGUUCAAGGGUUUGGGACCGGCACUUCUCCGCGCCUUUCCGGCGAACGCAGCCGGUUUCUUAGGACGUGCCGCCAUGAUGGAAGUUUUGCAUCGCCUGUGGUAAUCAGUACUACGUAAAAUAGUUUAGACAGCCUCACAUAGUCUAGGAGCACAAUUGACAAGUUAUCGACCUCUAUUAUUUGAAAUACACACUUUCACAGCUUGAUCGACAGGAACAGUUAAACAGGGACUGGUAGAUAUUCUUUCGCAGCUAAAAAAC